This is a messenger RNA of Salvelinus sp. IW2-2015, 4596 nucleotides long. RefSeq names its product SEC14 domain and spectrin repeat-containing protein 1. Lineage: Eukaryota; Metazoa; Chordata; Actinopteri; Salmoniformes; Salmonidae. Gene Ontology annotation, molecular function: phosphatidylinositol-4,5-bisphosphate binding; phosphatidylinositol-4-phosphate binding; phosphatidylinositol-3,5-bisphosphate binding. The record is from RefSeq and is a predicted model, not a curated record.
UUCCUUCACAACAGCUCUGUACUGCUCGGCGAAGCACAAGAAGUAUGAAUGCCCCGACUUCUGCAAAUGCCAUAUCACCAUAAAUCCUACAUGGCCAAUGCACAAAUGGGAUUGACCAUGUGGUACUUUUUAUGCUUGAUCCGACAAUGUGGUCGGAGGCUCCAUAUGGAGGGUGUGACGCAAUGGCGGAGUCUCCAUAGGCACACAGAGGCCAAAUUGAGCUCGGUACCGCAUCGCCGUGCAAAUUUUGCAGCGCCCUUUAAGGACCUAAAAUACCAGGAGCAGCUGGCAUUGGAGUAUGAAUGCCAAGCAUGGGAGCUGGUGUGACUGACAUAGGGCUCCGUUCAACUCCUUCUCGCCUUUCCACCGGUGCCCCUGUUAUAAACUCUUCACAAUUGUAUUAUGUGGUUGUCGCUGAGUAGACUGCUACUCUGAAGAUUUGUAUUUUUUCUCUCAAAUUAACUUUUGUUGAAUUUAUAUAACAACUUUCCAACGUUGUUUAGCAUUAUCUAGUCCAAAUAUGGCAUGAUUCCACUGUCUGUAUCUAUUUGCAUGACUUUCAAUGAGUGCCUUUUAUUUUGAAGGCGAACCAUAAAUGCCACUAUUAUGGCUAGCUUCACAUAUGUCGGAGGGCGCUCUAUUGCAUGUAUUGUCCGUUUGGGAGUUGCCUCCGUAGUAACAGUCCAGCCCCCUGAAAACAAACCAUAUUUUAAUAACAAUCCAGUAUAGAUAUGGCGGAGUUGUAACUUUUGACGAUACAAUAUUUUUUCUAACGAGUUCUAAGCCUUGAAAGAUGUUACAGAUGUGAUCGCCUACAGUCCAAUAAAUCAGUGGAGCUCGGUCAGAUAAACUGGGAUUUUUCAAUAGAAACUCCUCCUACAGGCUACAUUGAUUCAACGUCGUAUAUUGAUACAUACAUAAUUCGUCCUGUUUCGUCUGAGAACAUGGGCCCAGAAGGAAAUGUUUGAAAGAGGUACCUUUGAUUUCUAGGAAGACUGCAGGGGGGAACUUGCCAGUAUGGAGGCUACCAACAUACUGCCCAUUCUGAAGAAACGCCUAGCCUUCUUGUCAGGAGGCAAAGACAGACGCAGUGGACUGAUCCUAACCAUUCCACUAUGUACAGAACAGACCAGUAUGGAGGAGCUCAGCUCCACGCUGGACUAUCUCCUCGGCAUCCCCAGUGACAAGUGCAAAGCAAGAGGCUUCACAGUCAUCGUGGACGGACGAAAGUCACAGUGGAACAUCGUGAAGACUGUGGUACUGAUGUUGCAGAACGUGAUUCCAGCAGAGGUGUCUCUGGUGUGUGUGGUGAAGCCUGAUGAAUUCUGGGACAAGAAGGUCACUCAUUUCUGCUUCUGGAAGGAGAAGGACAGACUAGGCUUUGAGGUCAUUCUGGUAUCUGCCAAUAAGCUCACACGCUACAUCGAGCCCUGUCAGCUGACUGAUGAGUUCGGAGGAAGUCUGGUGUAUGAUCACAUGGACUGGCUGAACAAAAGACUGGUCUUUGAGAAGUUUACCAAAGAGUCCACAUCCCUUCUAGAUGAACUGGUGGUCAUCAACGAGAGUGAGAAAAGCAACCAAUUAGACAAAGAAAGGCCACCAGAUAGUAACUUCCUACCAUCGCUUGAUCCUGAAACAGUUCUACAAACCGGUCAUGAGUUGCUGUCAGAGCUGCAGCAGCGGAGGUUUAAUGGGUCAGAGGGAGGUGGUGUGGCCUGGUCCCCCAUGGAUGACGAGCUACUGGCCCAGCCACAGGUCAUGAAGCUGCUGGACUCCCUCAGGGAACAGUACACUAAGUACCAGGAGGUGUGUCGCCAACGCAGCAAACGAUCCCAGCUGGAGGAGAUACAGACCAAGGUCAUGCAGGUUGUGAAUUGGCUGGAGGGGCCUGGCACAGAGCAGCUCCGAACACAGUGGGGGAUCGGAGAUUCUAUCAGGGCCUCCCAGGCCCUACAGCAGAAACACGAGGAGAUGGAAAGCCAACACAGCGAGUGGUUUGCUGUGUAUGUGGAGCUGAACCAGCAGAUAGCAGCGUUGCUGAGUGCUGGAGACGAGGAGGACCUAGUGGAGCUGAAGGGUCUACAGCAGCAGCUCAGUGAUGUCUGUUACAGACAGGCCAGCCAACUGGAGUCCAGGCAGAACGUACUGCAGUCAGCACACGAGUUCCACGGCACCGCGCAGGAUCUGUCCCAGCAACUGGAUGGUCUACUGGGCAUGCUCUGUGCAGACGUGGCCCCCACUGACGGGGCUGCCAUCCAACAAACACUCAAACACCUCGAGGAGAAACUCAAGAGUGUUGAGGGAUCCCUGGCAGGCCURAGGGAGAAAGGUCAGGUCGUGAUGGAUCAGAUGUCYAACCAGACAACCUGGUCCUAUGGGAAGGACGUGCCCAUUGAGAACAAAGAAAACAUUGAUCAUAUCCAAGGAGUUAUGGAGGACAUGCAACUCCGGAAACAAAGAUGUGAAGACAUGGUGGAUGUGAGGAGACUGAAGAUGCUUCAGAUGGUCCAGCUUUUCAAGUGUGAGGAAGAUGCAUCACAGGCGGUGGAGUGGCUUGGUGAGCUGCUGGAUGCUCUCCUGAAGACCCACAUCAGGCUCGGGGACGAUGCACAGGAAACCAAAGCGCUGCUGGAGAAACACAAGAAAUUUGUGGAUGUUGCACAGAGCACCUAUGACUACGGCCGUCAGCUGCUUCAGGCSACGGUGGUGUUGUGUCAGUCUCUACGCUGCACCACGCGCUCCUCUGGUGACACCCUGCCACGCCUCAACCGGGUCUGGAAACAGUUCACUGUCACCUCUGAGGAGAGGGUUCAUCGGCUGGAAAUGGCAUGCUCUUUCCACACCGCAGCUGAGAAGGUGCUGGUCCAAGCCAGCCCAGAGCAGGGUGAUCUCCCAGUGGAGGUGGAGCAGGAGACCUAUGAGGAGGUGGAGACAGUGGGGAAGGCUCUACUGGACAGACUCACUGUCCCUGUUAUAUUCCCAGAUGGGAGUGAGCAGUACUUCGGCAGCCCAGGAGACAUGGCGUCCUCUGCUGUACACAUCCGGGACAAGAUGAAGCUGGUGGAGGACAGGAAACUGACUCUGCACGAGGAAGAUGAAGAUGAAGAAGACGUUGAGCAGCUACAGUGUUCGUAUGAUCAGAUACAUGACCAGAACAAAGAACUACAAGAAGAUGAGGAACUACAAGAUGACCAGGAACUACAAGAAGUGGACAAAGAACUACAAGAUGGAGAGGAACUGGAACUGGAGACGAACACUCAGAAAAGCUAAUGGAGCACCUUGAACAGCUAACCUAGUCCCAGAUCAGUUUGUGCUGUCUCGACAAAUCCUAUGGCCAUUGGCGUGACAAUCAUAGGAGUUUACAAGACAGCAUAAACAGAUCUGGGACCAGGCUACAGAGCAGCAGCAGCCAGCAGUCCACCAGAGAUUCAGGACAGGAAAGAACACCUCUGACAUUUGUCAUCAUGUCAACACAGCGCCUGACCAUAACGUGCUCCAGAACUAAAAUCCUGUCAAUCACCCGGUGUGACUGCAUUCCUUCCAUCUGUUGUACUCUGCCUCGCCAAGCCAUAUUAACUUACUAAGAGCAGUUAAAGAUAGAAUAUGGUUCUGAGAUCAACUUACAUUGCUUACCGCACAUGACAUGGAGAUGAGGGGAGGAAACAAAAAUGAAGAGGCUGAAAGCACUGACUGUACUGAAAUGGACUAUUUCCCUUAAAGCUUUACCUUGCCUGUCGCUUGUCCCUCUUAAGUCGCGUUCACACUGCACGUAGCCCAGGGCUAGUUUUCAACCAGGGUUAAGGUUUGCCCUGGGCUAAGAACAUGUAGUGGGAAAAGCCCUUAAGACAGUUGACUCGAGCUUUUACAUGGUGCUACUAAACCUUCUAGAAUGUACAGAAAGCAAAGCAUCAUCUAUCUCUCCUUUUACCUUACAGGUGCUGUAGAGUUUCUAGGCCGKUCUCUUUGUCAGACUGCCUUGUUUGACUAUAAGCAAUGUAUUUUAUAUUUUCCCACUGUUGUUUUUCUUCCCCCGCAAUACCUUCACGUGUAAAAAGAUGUCAGUAAUGUAAAUUCAUUCUGAAGGCGUUUGAAUAAGGCACUAACUGCCCAGCCGACUGUUUCCGGUGUAGACAGACUGUUGUAUAUUGCGCAGAUGGAUGGGUGCCGUCAACCAGCUUUUAAGACAUUUAGGCUGUGUUACUUGUAUGCAUCAAGGUACAAUGUAARAUCAGAGCUUUGUUAUAAACCUAGAUUAGAGUGGUAGAUCCAGGGCUUUGUUUUUAUUAAUAAAAUGUGAUUUGGAAAAUUAGGCUUCAUCUCUUCAUAGUUGUCAUUCUAAUUUGUAAGUCGCUCUGGAUAAGAGCGUCUGCUAAAUGACUUAAAUGUAAAUGUAAUGUAUACAUAAAGUACAUAUGCCUUUUGCAUUGUGAGGCAUGCUAUUGAAAUAUUAAUUCUAUAUUUAUUUUGUUUUGUAUAUUGGUAUUUUACAUAUCAGUGAAAGUCAUAAUGCUUGUUGUUUUUAGGUUUGCGAGGCUUAUCAUAUAUUUCUUGAAAAUUGGGGUCCUGUGAAAUAAACAAGCAAACAUUUGAAAGAUU